Engraulis encrasicolus (European anchovy) is the source of this 752-nucleotide messenger RNA. RefSeq names its product interferon alpha-4-like. Gene Ontology annotation, cellular component: extracellular region. The coding region runs from base 195 to 752 and encodes 185 amino acids. The transcript is spliced from 6 exons. Lineage: Eukaryota; Metazoa; Chordata; Actinopteri; Clupeiformes; Engraulidae. Gene Ontology annotation, molecular function: cytokine receptor binding. Gene Ontology annotation, biological process: defense response. The record is from RefSeq and is a predicted model, not a curated record.
UUUGCGGUUUCCUCAAACUUCCCAGACUAUUUCGUCCAGACGCCGUGAGCUGCAUUUCACUUUUCAUACAUCUUCAUUCAACAAGGAGAUUUAAACUCAAGACAUGGCUCUACCGGGCAUAAUCAAACAAUAUCCAAAACCAGCCUACACUUGCGGCUUGGGAACUACCACAGCUUUCCUGUCUCUGAGUCAUAAUGGCACAGCACAGCCUCACUUACUUGUGCAUCAUUUUGUGCGCUGCGCAAGUCGCCCCACUGCCUAUUUCUUGCCGGAUACACGGGGGGUUGAUACAAAAUAUCCAAAGCCUUCUGGAGAAAAUGGGAGGUCUAUUCCCAUUGGAGUGCCUUGAUCACAAUGCUCGUUUUACAUUCCCUGUCUCUUCGUUUAAGUCAAACACCACUGCACAGGUGGAUACCGGAGUGGAGAGGGCUGUUUACGCAACGCUCGUGAAUAUCGACGUGCUCUAUGAAAAUGACACCAUGCCAACCAACUGGGACCAAGUCGAACUGGACAUCUUCCGAAACUUGGUUUAUCGAGUGGUCGAGGAGAGCGAGUGUGUCUUAAAGAAGUCGCAGACAGUCCAAGAAGACACCUUUUCCGACAGUGAAGCAGCACUGGAGGAGUAUUUUGGAGAAAUGACAAACUUCCUUGAAGAAAAGGAGUACAGUGUCUGCGCGUGGGAGGUCGUGAGAAAGGAGACACUGCAUGCGCUGAGGUUUAUUCUGCAUGAUGUCUCGGAUCCAUGGGCGUAA